This is a messenger RNA of Kockovaella imperatae, 1971 nucleotides long. Its product is annotated as general substrate transporter. Bases 152 to 1762 code for a protein of 536 amino acids. Gene Ontology annotation, molecular function: carbohydrate:proton symporter activity. The transcript has 13 exons. Lineage: Eukaryota; Fungi; Basidiomycota; Tremellomycetes; Tremellales; Cuniculitremaceae. The record is from RefSeq and is a predicted model, not a curated record. Gene Ontology annotation, biological process: carbohydrate transport; transmembrane transport. Gene Ontology annotation, cellular component: membrane.
UAGCUCCCUAGACGAGCAGUCGUAUCCUCUGUUGCCUCUUACAAGGGACAGUGUUCGCCCGCCGUCUCCAACCAAUUCUUGGGACGACUUUACCACCUCUGCGGUCCAACGCUCAAACGCGCGUGUACACGCUCAGCCGAGUCCAAACAACAUGGGCUUCUUUGACAAUGUCAGACAUUGGGACAAGUUCAAAGUCCGACGGUAUGUCAUCCUUCUGGCUCUGAGUCUAGCCGGUGAUGGCUGGACUUAUGAGUCGUCGGUUAUUGCGUCCAUCAUUCAGUUGCCCCAAUGGAUCCAGCAUCUGGGAUAUGAUGUGGCGGUCGGGAUACCAGACGCUCAGAACCAAUGGAUCGGCCCUGUGUACUCUUUGGGCCAGCUCGUCGGCGGACUGAUGGCCGCAUUCGUGCUGGACAAGUUUGGACGACGACCUUGCAUGUGGGUCGGUGCGUUGUUCAUGCAGCUGUCGACGGCGCUUUUGGUCUGGAGUCCGAGCUUUGGCGUGGUGAUCGCUGCUCGAGUCAUCGAGGGGGUGUCGAUUGGAUUCCUGCUGCUGGGCUACCAGAUCUUUGCCGUGGAAAUUGCGGCGAAGGAAGACAGGGGUUUUGUGUCGUCAUUUUCGCUGAUGACUGGGAAUUUCUUUUCCUUGUUGGCGGCUGGCUUGAUCUAUGGCAUCACAUAUUCGACCGGGAACGCCGGGUGGAGAGCCUCACUCGCGGUGACCUUCAUCCCCGCGACGUUCCUCAUCUGCGUCCUGCCCUGGGUCCCAGAGUCUCCUCGAUACCUCUACGAGAAGAAAAAGUAUGACCAAUGUCGCAAAGUGGUCGGACACUUGCACGGGUGCACCUUUGAUGAUAACGAUGAGAUGGUCCUGUCAGAAGCCGCAGAGGUGGAGUUUGAGGCCAUGCGAGCGGCCAUCUCGUGGGAUCAGGAACACGGUCAGGACAAGUGGUCGGCUUUGUGGAACACGAAAGCCGCCAGGUACAGGUCGUUUGUGGCGUUCUCGAGUCAAUCGUGGUGGGCGUGGAACGGAGGAUCAGUCUUCACCUACUACUAUACCAAGGUGUACGACUCGGCGGGCAUCACCAAUCCACAUGUUCAGUUCGGUCUGGCAGGGGUUCAGAACGCUUCUUGGUGUGUCGGGGGGAUCCUCGGGGGUUAUCUGUUAGAUAUCUGGGGGAGACGAACGAACUAUCUCAUCGGCGUGGGCGAGGCGUGUAUAUGUCUCCUGAUACAGUGCGCCCUGGCCGUUGGCAUCUUUGACAAGGGAAUCGAGAAUCACGCGGCGGGCGCUGGAUUUGUCACGGUGUACCUCCUGCAAUGGUUUCUCUGGGUCAUGUUCUUCUCCCCUGUCGUCAACAUGCUUCCCGCAGAGAUAUACUCGGCUGGUCUCCGAGCACGAGGCUACGCCAUCUCAAACAUCUUUUCCAUGGCAGUAGGGUUUGCGACGCAGUACUCGGCCCUGCCGAUGUACGAACGGAUGCACGGGUGGAUCUGGCUAUUCUUCGCCGGUUGCAUGGCUUUCGCAUUCAUCGUCAUCUACUUUACGUAUCCCGAGACCAAAGGGAUGACCCUGGAGGAGGUUGAAAUCGUGUUUGGCACUGGAGCAGGACAGCGAGUCAAAGCGGCGUUGGGAAGGAGCUCGGCACAGGAUCCGACGACUCCGAUCCACUACAAGGCGGAACCGGAAGACGAUGAUUCAUUCAAAGCUGGACUCAGGGAUAGUGACCCACACACCCCCGUGAUCGAGGAACUCAGGGUCUGACUCAGUGUGAGACAGGAUGUAUGAUUGCGGCUCAAAAGCGAAUGCGUUGUCAAGCAUGGUGUGCGGAGGAUUGACGGUCGAGUACUGAACAACGAGAGGCUCGCGCUCAACAAGAUUGAUGUGGCUUUGGAGUGCUGAACUGAAGUGGACAAGUGCUGACGAUUGAGGCUGCAGAACGGGCGCCGACCAUGUGGGGUUUUCCCCUCGCC